AUGAAUCAGGCCUCUCUAUAUCAGCACGCCAACCAGGUGCAAAGGCACGAUGCCAAAUUGAUUCUGGACGAGUUUGCCUCUACCUUACAAUGGCGAUCCGAUGGAGAGGACGCCCUCUUGGAUGUCGGCUCGGGAUCCGGAAAUGUACUCAUGGAUUUCGUAAGACCUCUGCUACCGAUUCGCGGACAACUGGUGGGCACCGAUAUCUCCAGUCAGAUGGUGGGCUAUGCCAGUAAACAUUACCAGUGGGAGGAACGGACCAGAUUUCAGGUACUGGACAUUGGCUGUGAAGAACUCCCAGAGGAGCUGAGUGGAAAAUUUGACCAUGUCACCUCCUUUUACUGCCUUCAUUGGGUGCAAAAUCUUAAGGGAGCCCUCGGAAAUAUCUACAACCUAUUGAAACCCGAAGGCGGUGACUGCCUUUUGGCCUUCUUAGCCUCUAAUCCCGUUUAUGAAGUGUACAAGCUUCUCAAAAUGAACGAAAAGUGGUCGGCUUAUAUGCAGGAUGUGGAUCAGUUUAUAUCGCCGCUACACUAUAGCACAAAUCCUGGCGAGGAAUUUAGUCAGUUGCUAAACAAAGUGGGUUUCAUACAGCACAAUGUGGAGAUUCGCAACGAGGUUUUUGUUUACGAAGGUGUUAGAACCCUAAAAGAUAAUGUAAAAGCCAUUUGUCCAUUUUUGGAGCGCAUGCCGGCAACUCUGCAUGAAGAUUUUCUGGAUGAUUUCGUUGACAUCGUGAAAUCUAUGAAUUUGCAGCAAGGUGAAGAUAAUCCACAACAAAAGUUUUUAUCUCCCUAUAAGUUGGUAGUGGCAUACGCACGUAAAUCUCCUGAAUUUGCUAAUAAUAUUCUCUUGGAGCUCCCACCUGAAAACUUUAAGGGAAUUAAUUAGUUUUCUAGUGAAUUAAAAAUUGUUUUAUUUUCUGACAGAGUCUGUUAAUGCCAAAUAAUGUAUCAAACUCAAAUGUUGUAAGUACAAUGUAAAAUGUUCCUAGAACCGGUUAUACAAAAAUUCUACAAAAUAUUUUCUAAUAAAAACAUUGAAUUAAGU
Messenger RNA from Drosophila ficusphila, 1050 nucleotides. RefSeq names its product juvenile hormone acid O-methyltransferase (gene jhamt). The record is from RefSeq and is a predicted model, not a curated record. The transcript is spliced from 2 exons. Lineage: Eukaryota; Metazoa; Arthropoda; Insecta; Diptera; Drosophilidae. The coding region runs from base 1 to 891 and encodes 296 amino acids.